ACUGACCCACCGGUGCCACCAGAACGUCUCAACCGGAAUUCGAAUCCAUUGAAGACAGUCGCUCGUCCACUAGGUCUUAUUUAGGAGGCGCAGUAUCAAGCCUAGAAUUCGAAGUCUCCUAGUACUGCGAGAUGUCUCAGAAUACCUUUGCAGAUCCCAGUUUCUCCGCCGAGAAUUACAGGGCACAUCGUCCCAAGUACCCAGAGCAUCUUUACCGAGACAUCCUCCAGUUCCAUGACUCUCAAGGUGGUCAACGAAGGCACGCAGUCGAUCUAGGCUGUGGCCCUGGCAUAGUCUCCGAGGCUUUAACUUCUUACUUCGAUAAAGUAACUGGAGUGGAUCCCAGCCAAGGCAUGGUCGAGGUAGCCUCCAAAUCCAUCCCCGAAGGGCUCAAGGUUAAGUUGGAAUAUAAAGUUGGUUCCGCGGAGGAUAUCCCCGCGGAGCAUGGGUCAGUAGACCUUAUCACUGCUGGGACAGCUGCGCACUGGUUCGCCCCGGACUGGUGGUCCAGUGCAGAGAAGGUUCUCCGAUCAGGCGGGACGGUGGCUUUGUUUUCUGCAGGUCGGCCCUUCAUCGCUCCCAGUGCCCACCCAGAGGCGCAACGCCUCAACGCCAUAAUGCGAGAUGUUGUCAUGUCGGUCCUCAAAAACUAUUUCCAGAAAGGAAACGAGAUUGCCUUUGAUAUGUCAAGGGAGCUUGCUCUCCCACCUUCGGACACAGGCGUAUGGGGUCCUGUGGAGCGUAAGGUCUGGAACAACGACGAGGCUGCAGGUCAAGAAGAAAUAUAUAUGUCAGAGAAACUGACCAUACACCAGAUGAAGGCAAGAGCUAGAACGGGGAGCCCUGUACACCGAUGGGAGGCAGCCAAUCCAGAGAAAGUAGGCACUGCCGAAGAUCCUAUUGAGAAAGCUGCCGCCGCGGUCAAGGAGAUCACAGGCUGGAGCGAUGAGCAUGCUUUUGAGAUGGGAUACAGGCUUUCUUUGAUAAUGGUCAAGCGGCUCUAAUCCGUACUAUGUCUCUCGCUGUCAUGGGCCCGAGCGGGAACGUAUGAUCGCAGAAUGUGCCUUUAGGGCCGAGUGUCUAGAUACAAUGCAAUAUGAAGCAAUCAUUAAUGUAGAUAUUACCUUCGC
Gloeophyllum trabeum ATCC 11539 is the source of this 1130-nucleotide messenger RNA. RefSeq names its product S-adenosyl-L-methionine-dependent methyltransferase. The transcript is spliced from 8 exons. The coding region runs from base 132 to 1004 and encodes 290 amino acids. Lineage: Eukaryota; Fungi; Basidiomycota; Agaricomycetes; Gloeophyllales; Gloeophyllaceae. The record is from RefSeq and is a predicted model, not a curated record. Gene Ontology annotation, molecular function: S-adenosylmethionine-dependent methyltransferase activity.